UUAACGCCACCUCUCAGCAGCACCCCUCCCCCUCGGACCAAACGAAACGCUUUAUUAUGAAAGGGAUUUAAUUAGCUACAUUUUAUUAUUUGUUAUCAGUCUCGCUAUCAGUACUGGAAUGCGACUAGUAAAUCAGGACCGAUUCUCUUCGUCUGUACAAUAACCAUUAUCGCAUCAUGUAUCUUCUGCACCCGCUGCUGCAGAUCUGUGCGCUGCUUGAUGCGACACUGUGGCUGGCGGUCUCUGCCAGCCCUACCGAUGAUAACGUACUGCGGGCCGGCCAUGGAGAACACGGAGAGCCGGGCCAUGAAGAACCACAUAAGGACUCCUACAGCACAUUCGCCUCCGAGUUCCUCGAGUCCAGAUACCUCUCAGACGAAGGUUACCCCUUCCCAACUGCACCUCCUGUGGACCCAUUUGCCCGCAUCAAAGUUAGUGACUGUGGAGUAACCAAGGGAUGCAUCAGAUAUGGCAAACCAGGCUGUGACGCAGAGACCUGUGAAUACUUCCUGAGUUUCAGACGCAUUGGCACAGAUGUGGAAUUCGAGAUGAGUGCAGACACUGACGGAUGGGUUGCUGUCGGUUUCUCCUCUGACAAAAAAAUGGGAGGUGAUGAUGUCAUGGGCUGUGUUCAUGAUGAUAAUGGACGUGUACGGAUCCAUCAUUUCUAUAAUGUGGGCCAGUGGGCCAAAGAGAUCAAGCGCAACCCGGCACGGGACGAGGAGGGCAUUUUCGAAAACAACCGCGUCACCUGCCGCUUCAAACGGCCUCUUCAUGUGCCACGGGAGGAGACUCUAGUGGACCUGCACCUAAGCUGGUACUAUCUGUUUGCUUGGGGACCUGCCAUACAAGGUUCCAUCACAAGGCACGACAAUGACUCCCCACCGGUGUCAGACCGCAUGAUUAGCAUCUAUAAAUACGAGGACAUUUUCAUGCCUGCCACAGCCUAUCAGACAUUCUCCUCUCCCUUUUGCCUCCUUCUCAUUGUUGCUCUUACUUUCUACCUGCUGAUGGGCACACCAUAACCAGCCAAGAGAGAAGGAAUACAACUAACCAUGCAGACAUGACUAAUACAAAUAGCUUAACAGUAUUAGAAACAGGCAGCAAUAAAUAAUAUGACAGACACAUUGUGAUUCUACAAUAUCCUCAAUCUACAGAAACUAAAAUGGUAUUUGGACUGUGGAUUAAUAUUAGUUAUAUACAAGCAAUGAUUCUCAUUCAGAGGUGAGAGUCAACCAUUAUGUUAUAACCCUGAAUCUGAGCCAAAUUAAUGUCAAUAUUUAGUAUGCUUAAGGUGUGGUCACAGUGAACCUGAAGGUGCAAAAGAUUGCCUGAAGUGAUGCAUGUAGCAAAAACAUUGACCAGCUUUCUGUUGGUCAGUGCGGCGAAUCUGUAAAAAACUUGAACCCCUGGGAAAAUCUUUUGCUCGAUUGUGUGGAUUCGGAUUUUGAAAUGACUGCAUUUCAGCCGUGAAAAUUCACCAAACAAUAGUAAAAGAAGUGUCCAAACCUUUACAGUGCCACAUAUCAUGACACACUUUGAACUGCCUCCUAUUGAAUUUUAAUCUUUUGCCAAAUCUCAGAAAAAAAUGCUCUGCUGUUUGUAGUUGCCUGCUUUCCAUUAUUUUUCCUGUACAUUAUAGCUUUGAUGAACAUUUAUUAAUGCUGUGAAUUUUAGAGGGAUGUAAAUUAAUGCCUGUGACUGACUACCCAACUUACAGCACUACAUAAUUGGCCCUCCAGCAGCACAAACACACACACACACACACAUAAUAUUCAUAACACAUCACUGCCUUCCAGUUAGCCAGUAUUGCCAGCUCAAUAUUUGAUGAUGCAUGCCAGCAAACAGCUUCAUCUGAGCCAUUUAAAACAGUGUUAUACUGGAAUAGAACCAGUCCAGGAGAGAAUCAUGUGGUUUUUAUUCCAAUAAAUAGAAGACUUUCUAUACUAAGGACUUCAUGCCAUUGCAAAACUUACAAAUGUUUCAAGAAUUGAUUGCUGCCUGUGUUGAACGACUUGGACCACACCAGUUAGCGUGUGGUUGUAUACGGUUCUAAUUCUUUGGCACUCUUUGAGAAUAUCCUGUAAAAAAAAAAACACACACACAUUUGUAUAACAGACUGAAGAGAGCCAUUUAAAGAUGUUUAGAAAAGUAUUUUGUUUUAAAUACAUUGUUAUAUUUACCUGAAGGAUAUAUAUCAGGAAAUGUACCUACUUGGAGGAGUGAUACGAUUCCUUUUUGAUGCAGGCCUGGUGCAGAGAUAUUCGUGUAAUGUAGCAUGAAUGGAGACAUUGUAUGCUAAUGGUCAAGGAAUAAUGUUUGUAAGGUUGCCAGUGUUAUAUUUUAAUAUAUUUUUGAAAUUUUGACAUUGACAGUAUCAGAGAAUAUGCAAUGAUGAGUGUGCUUUAGUGAAGGACUGUGAGCCAUUAUUUUAAUUUAAACAUGUCAUAAAAGCUAUUAGCAGCUUACAUUCUGAAAGGUUAACUGUGAAUUCUCUCGCUAAUUGGAAGCAAAGAUGCCUGUUUGAUGAUACUGAACACAUUCUGCACUUUUUAAUAAAACUAUGAAGACAGCUGAAAA
Messenger RNA from Pimephales promelas (fathead minnow), 2580 nucleotides. RefSeq names its product ferric chelate reductase 1 like (gene frrs1l). Lineage: Eukaryota; Metazoa; Chordata; Actinopteri; Cypriniformes; Leuciscidae. Gene Ontology annotation, biological process: regulation of postsynaptic membrane neurotransmitter receptor levels; regulation of glutamate receptor signaling pathway. The record is from RefSeq and is a predicted model, not a curated record.